Messenger RNA from Episyrphus balteatus (marmalade hoverfly), 1097 nucleotides. It is a transcript of the gene Pex19, whose product is annotated as peroxisomal biogenesis factor 19. The transcript is spliced from 6 exons. Gene Ontology annotation, cellular component: peroxisome; peroxisomal membrane. The record is from RefSeq and is a predicted model, not a curated record. NCBI's taxonomy places the organism in Eukaryota, Metazoa, Arthropoda, Insecta, Diptera, Syrphidae. Gene Ontology annotation, biological process: protein import into peroxisome membrane. Bases 87 to 929 code for a protein of 280 amino acids.
AAGAUUCUACAAAACUUUUUGAUUUAUUUGGUUAUUCCUUUAAAUCAAAACAUUCACAAUUUCUUUGUACAUUUGUAUUUAUAAAUAUGUCAUCAAACGAUAAGAACACUGCUCCGGCAGUUAAAGACGACAGUGACCUCAACGAACUUUUGGAUGAUGCAUUAAAAGACUUUGAAAAGACAGAACCAACAACAAAAUCAUCAAAAGCAGAUAGUACAACCGCUGAAAAUGAUGACCAAAAUGCAUUUUUCAUGGAACAAGCUAGAUUGUUCAGCGAACGAAUGAGUACUCUUGUUGGCCAACCGGAGGCCGGAGAAGAGCAACUCAAUGAACAAAUGUUGGCUGGUUUUAAAAAAAUCGCCGAAGCAACUGCGAUCGCUAUUCAAGGUGAGAGCACAGCUAACGACGAUGAAGUCAAGAAAUACUCUGAUAGUAUAUCGGAAGCUCUUAAGGGUAUGAAUGAAGCCUCUGGAACACUUCAGACGGGUCUUUCGGAAACAGACGUAGCUAAACUAUUUUCAGGACUUGGUUUGGAAGAGGGUGCUGAACCUGAUGAGAAUCCUUUCCUACCAUUCAUGGAAGGUAUGAUGCAGAGUUUACUCUCAGCUGAAAUCCUGUUACCCGGAAUCAAGGAUUUACUAGAAAAAUACCCGAAAUAUCUAGAAGAAAAUGCUGAUAAGAUCAGUCCCAGCGAUAGGGAAAGAUACGAAAAACAACUAGAUCUCUACAAGGUAAUUUGCAAUCGUCUAGAAUCGGAAAAUCCCAAUGAAACACCAAAGGAAAAACGUGAAAAUUACAAACUUGUGAUGGAAGAUAUGCGCAAACUUCAAGAAUACGGUCAACCACCAGAGGAAAUUGUUGGUGAAUUGGCUGAUAUGUCUGCAAUAGAUCCUGCUGCGGCAGCCAACCCACAAUGUCCAAUGAUGUAAAAGUAUUUAUAAAUAAUAAUAACUGAAACGGAGCAUGUUAUUUUUCUUAUGUGUAUAAUUUUUUUUUUUAUUCUUUGUUUCUCAAAGAAUUUGUAAUAUUUUAGUAUCGAUUUUAUAAAACAACGGUGGUUGAUAAAUAAAGCAAGCCAAAAUGAAUCAUUUAAAUUA